UACAAAACCCUAUCUCCCUGUUCUGCCUUGAAAAAAACUUCCACAGAGAGAGCAGCCGUCAGAAGAAAAAAAACCGACUAAAAAAAUGUCCACCGGAGAUGAAACUCACGCGGCGGCGGUGUCCGAGAGAGGCAGAGGAAAGAGAAGAGUCGGCGCCAAGAACGGCGGGAAGUCAAAGAACAAGAAGCAAAAGACACGACCUCCUUCCUCCGACAGGUUCAAGCUCACUCAGAAGAACAAGAAGCUCUUUCAGAAGAGAGCGAGAGACUACAACUCAGACUCUGACGACGACGAGGAAGAAGAAGAAGAAGACGAAUCGAAGAAGGUAACCAUCCGCGAGAAGAUCUUCUCCGAUGCUAACAUGGGACCGAACUACGACGAAGUCGAAGAGGAAGAUGAAGGCUCCGACAAGGACGGGGACUCUGACGGGGAGGAUCACGGGGAGAUUCAGUCUGGGAUCGCUAGGUUCGGUGAUGAUGAUGGAUGCAAUGCGUUCAAGAUGGCUUUUAAAUCUAUCAUGAAGAGUAAAGGAGAUGAUGCAUUGGGACCUGUUUUAUCAGCACAUAAGCAUCUUAUUGCACAGAAGCUAGCUGAUGAGGAAGCUGAGAAGAAGGCUAAGGGUCAAGCCAGAAAGGCUAAACAUUUGGUUGCUGAGAAAGGGCAUGUUAAACCUGCAAACCAUUUGGAGUCUCGUGAGAAGGUUCUUAUAGGUGUUGCAACUAAAGGAGUGGUCAAGCUUUUUAAUGCUGUAAACAAGGCUCAACAUGCUCAGAAGGGUUUGAAUGCUUCUAGAUCAAAGGACGCUAAAGUGUUAAAGAAGAGGAGAAAAGAAGCAUUCUUCUCGGAGUUGGGGAAACCACCUAGAACAGACUCCAAGGCUCAAGAAACGUCAAAUACCAAUGAAGAAGAAGCUCCUGCUUGGGCUCCUCUACGUGAUAAUUACAUGUUAGCCAACCCAAAGCUGAAAGACUGGGACAAAAAACAGGAAACAAACGAAGGAGAUGAUUUUGGCGCAAUGUCAGGAGAUGAGAGUUAUGAAGACUGAGCUACCAGUUUGUUUGUAGUACGUGCAGCUUUUGUUUUAUCAAAUAUGAAUGCAGUUUUUUUUUUGGUAAUGCAAAAAGGAACUUGAAAGCAAGAUAAUGCAA
Messenger RNA from Raphanus sativus (radish), 1148 nucleotides. RefSeq lists its product as uncharacterized. Lineage: Eukaryota; Viridiplantae; Streptophyta; Magnoliopsida; Brassicales; Brassicaceae. The coding region runs from base 86 to 1045 and encodes 319 amino acids. Gene Ontology annotation, cellular component: preribosome, large subunit precursor. The record is from RefSeq and is a predicted model, not a curated record. The transcript has 8 exons. Gene Ontology annotation, biological process: maturation of LSU-rRNA; maturation of 5.8S rRNA.